This is a messenger RNA of Fomitiporia mediterranea MF3/22, 600 nucleotides long. RefSeq lists its product as uncharacterized. Bases 1 to 600 code for a protein of 199 amino acids. Lineage: Eukaryota; Fungi; Basidiomycota; Agaricomycetes; Hymenochaetales; Hymenochaetaceae. The transcript is spliced from 3 exons. The record is from RefSeq and is a predicted model, not a curated record.
AUGAACGUAGCCGGCUUGCUAUUACUCCUACGUUUAGCCACUGCGCUUCCGGGAGCGUUAUUAUUUUAUUUUGCUAUAAAGAAUAAUCAUGGUGCUACGGGCCAGAUGACAGCCUGGUCGUGGGUACUCACCGCGUCAAGUAUAUUUCUUAAACUAGUACUUGAAGUCGUCAAAGGCUCAAAAGACGGCCCUCCUCAUACGAUCUUGGAAGCAUCAAUUUUCGGAGCAUUCCUCUUGUCUAGCAUUGUUCUCUGGCUCAAAGCGUCGGGAGUUCGGGUUCUUAAUCCCUUUGACCGCACGACGUACUCCGUCGCUCCUGGAAUAUCCCAGAUAAUCGCCCUUUCCCUUCACAUGUUAAGCGUUGCGUUCUUCUUUGGUAGUGUUCUCGCUAUGAUAUUCUUCGCACCGGAGAAGGCGGGUGUAUUCGUGUUCCUCGUCGUGACAUGGCCUAGGCGGCCAGUAGCCGAUUCGCAGACAAUGAUUCAACUGGUCAGUAACUGGGUCUAUGAGUGGCAUACCCCAGCACAAAGCACGGACCUGCCUCUCCACGAAUCACAUGUACCACGGGUGUCAAGCGAUAACGACCGUGAAGAAGCAUAG